This is a messenger RNA of Miscanthus lutarioriparius, 1023 nucleotides long. The record is from the annotation of a GenBank genome assembly. NCBI's taxonomy places the organism in Eukaryota, Viridiplantae, Streptophyta, Magnoliopsida, Poales, Poaceae.
AUGGCUGUUGCGGUUCUAGAUCACAACUUGGGUAGUGAUUACCCCUCAAAGAGAAUAACUGAGGGGGGGAGACCCCUUAACUGCAAGCACGUGUUUGUUCAAACUAAUAGUGGUUCUGUCCCAGGCAUUGAACUAGAGCCAGGAGAAAAUGCACACACGGUUUUGAACAAUGAUCUCAGCUAUGUUCGAAAUGACUCACCAUUGCUUCUCACUAGAAAUCACAUGCAUAGAAGCUGCUCCACACCUUGCCUAUCUCCUAAAGGAAAAGAAUGUCAGCACCAUGAUCGGAGUAAAGUUAUUGAAAUCCUAGGCUGUUCAAGCCCUUCUGCUGCAGUGAAGGAGUUGGUUAAGGAUAUCAUCAAGGGAAUUACAAAUGGUGUUGACCCAGUGGCUGUUACUGGGGGAAUGGGAGAUGAGGAACCUUGUGCUCCAAAUAAUCCUAAAGGUUUUGUGGGGAAGACUCUUGGGCAGCCAGGCCUCAAAAGAUUUGUACGGGUUGAUGAGACAGGAUUUCGGGAGGUCGCUGCAUAUCUCCUUGAUCACAAGAAUUUUGCAGGAGUCCCUCUUACUAUGUUAGUGAAAGUUAACCAUAUCAGGAACCUUGACAAUGGAUCUAGCCAUUUUGAAGCUCAAACAAAACUUAUUCCCAUUGAUCAUGGUAUAUGUCUUCCAGAAAGUCUGGAAGAUCCUUACUUUGAGUGGAUUCAUUGGCCACAAGCAUCUAUUCCUUUCUCUAAAGAAGAACUAGAGUAUAUCAAAGAUUUGGACCCUAUAAAGGACGUUGAAAUGCUUCGCAUGGAGCUGCCCAUGAUUCAUGAGGCAAGUCUUAGGGUGUUGGUCCUCUCAACAAUAUUUCUCAAGGAAGCUGCAGCUUCUGGCCACUGCUUGUCAAAGAUAGGGGACAUGAUGAGCAGACAGUUUACCAAAAAAGAAGAGGAGCCAAGCGUGCUUGAGGUUAUGUGUAUGGAAGCAAGGAAUUGGGUUAAGGAGAUAGAAUUGCUUUUUACAAGAAACAGACUUUGA